Molecule: messenger RNA, 1696 nt
Organism: Protopterus annectens (West African lungfish)
Lineage: Eukaryota; Metazoa; Chordata; Ceratodontiformes; Protopteridae
Product: tyrosine-protein kinase HCK-like
Exons: 11
Coding region: 397-1695 (432 amino acids)
Molecular function (GO): protein binding
Source: RefSeq, a predicted model, not a curated record
AUACUUGUAAGGAAAGGUCGAGGCGCUAUAAAGAAAGAGAGAUCAGCUUGUAGAGUUACAUAAUAAUAUGAAAAGAGAUUUUUAGAUUAUGUGCAUCGGCCAAACAUUGCUAGAGAAGUAGCUUGUAAAAAUGAUGACGCUGAUAACUCAUGAAGAGUUACUGACAGUUUCACAAAGACAAGUGAUGGACAAACCUCCAUAUAAUGGCAAUAUGCUGAUAGUCUUGUGGAAUAUUCAGAAAGAGAAACACUAGUAUAUUUUUUUAAAACUGUUUUAGAGACUGCGGAUAUUUCUCCUACCCUUGCAAUGAAGCUGUAGUGGCUGAUAGAUGGAAAGCAGAACAACAUGAAGUGAGAUUUUGUCAGUGAGAUACCCACUCUAAAUCUUUUGAGAAGCAUGUCUUCUAUCCGAUGGAAGUCUCAAACCAGAAACAGCAGGAAGAUGAAGGCCAUAAAGUCCAAGAGAAACUCCAUUAAAAAAGUGAAGAACACGAAUGCUUACGCAGAUCAACCUUCACAGCAGUACCCUGAUUCAACAGUUAUGAUUAGUGAUAAUAAAAUGGCUGAACUUCAAAAUCCUGUUGAAAAUGGUGGAAGAGCAGGUUCAAAGGAAAUAUUAGCAAAUGCACUCUAUGACUUCAAUGCAAAGUUUGAAAAUGAACUAAGCUUCCAAAAAGGAGAAAAGUUAUUACUUCUGAAAAGAGAUGGAGAAUGGUGGUUUGCUGAAUCCACAACAAAUGGUUCCCAAGGCUUGAUUCCUAGCAAUUAUGUUCAAGAGAUGAUCUCUGUGGAAAAUGAAGACUGGUUCUUCAAAGUCAGUCGUUCAGAAGCUGAAAAGCUACUUUUAUCAUCUGACAAUGAAAAGGGUGCCUUCUUGGUUAGACAGAGUGAAACAAGAACAGGAAACUACUCUCUAUCUGUAAGAAAUUGGUCCAGACAAAAGGGCAAUCAUGUGUCCCAUUACAUGAUUCAUCGUGAGGAGAACCUGGAUAAGUAUUACAUUUCACCUUGUGUCAGCUUUGACACCUUACAGGAGCUGGUCAGCUUCUAUAACAUACCACAGGAAGGAGUUCAAGACUUAAUGCUGGCGAUACAUUAUGUAAAAUCAGUUCAAGCAGAAUUCGGUAAAGGAAUAUUUAAAUUAACCAUUCCAUGUUGCCAAACAGGACAUCAGAUGUCAGUCAGUGAUUAUGCUUUGAAGACUCCUCAAGCAUAUAUACAGGCGGACAGCAGAAAUGAGAAUAAGACUGGAGAUCAGUGUGCGACAAAAAAAGAUGAUAUUGAUAACCAAAGUAAAGAGCAGGUGAAUAUGCCAGGCACACCACCUUCUAGAAGAACUACAGAGAAUCAGCAACUAGCAUAUGCUGUCAUAAAUGAUGAAUAUGUCAAGACCCCAGAUGGACAAACUCAAAUGCUGGGACAAGAACAAAAUUUGUCACACAUCCUUGAAAAGGUUGAGAACCAUCUGUCUAGCAUUGCCAUUACAAUGCCAAGAAUCUGCAACAUCCUUCAGCAAAUAAGUACAACAAUGACAAUUCUUUUGGACCAAACACUUAAGCAAGAAGGCCCUACAAAGACUGAUGCCAGUGUACAAGUUGACCAUACAGAACUAUCACACAAAGGAAAAAGAUACACCACAGCUGUUUCCAAAUCAUUAGCUGAUCAAUAUGCUGUUGUUAAUAAAUUUUUUAAAUAAA